AAUUUCUAACAUUAAAAAGUUUAUUUUGGGGUGGGUAGUUAGGUAGCUGGGCCCGGUCCCGCGGUCUUGCCUCUCUCCUGUUCCACUCUGGGCCACGAUGCCGCAGUUCCAGACCUGGGAGGAGUUCAGCCGCGUGGCCGAGAAGCUCUACCUCGCCGACCCUAUGAAGGCACGCGUGGUUCUCAAAUAUAGGCAUUCAGAUGGGAGUUUGAGUAUUAAAGUAACAGAUGAUUUAGUUUGUUUGAUGUAUAGAACAGACCAAGCUCAAGAUGUGAAGAAGAUUGAGAAAUUCCACAGUCAACUAAUGCGACUUAUGGUAGCCAAGGAAUCCCGCAGUGUUGCCAUGGAAGCAGACUGAAUGGUUUGAAAUGAAGAUUCUGUCAUGUUAGGAAGUAAAUAUCUUUUGAAUUUGAGAAAAUGCUGGAACAGAAACUACUUUAUGUAACUAAGUGGAGUAUUCAAAAGCCAAGAGAUCAUUUUUUGUAUUUUCUUUUUAAUGUUUACUUUAGAGAGCUAGGAAUGUAAAUGGUUUAAAUUAGAAAACCUUUAUUUAUUUUUGGAAAUUGAACAAGAAUUACAUCUAUCUUGGAAACUUUUUGUGGAUUGUUUGAUGUUGGGUAAAAUAUAUAAUUCUUUGAUAAAUUUGUAUCAGUAAUUUGAAAAUGAGAUAUCAAGAAAAGCCAGUUCUUCCAUCAAUUUAGUUGCUCUAUCUUUAAAAGAAAAUGAAAUGUAACCAUUUUGAUAGAUCAAUAUAUUUCUUUUGGAACAUAAAAUUUGUGCUGUUGAUGACCAAUAAAUAUAAAAUAUGGUAACUGGAAUUAACUGUAUACCAUAAUAUACCUGAUUAUGUAUAAUAGUGUAGUCUUAUUAUAUCUUAAAAAGUAAAAAUGAAUAACAAGUAUGCUUUACCUUAAUCUUUCCGGAUUUAAGCUAUAAUUUUUAGUGUAAGGGAUUUGUGGUAUCAUCACCUUAUUGAGCAAUGACUAGCUUUGCAAAAAUUGGUUUUCAGUGAUCAGAAACGACAGCAGUUAUUUGAAUGCAUGAAUGGAAUGGUAAUCAUUAUAAUGGACUGAAACCACCAUAGUACAGAAAUAUUUACUACAUAUUUUUCAGCUAUAGUUUCUCAGAAGGGCUAAGGAUUAUUCAAACCAUUAAAUCUUUGCUUACCUCAGA
Microcebus murinus (gray mouse lemur) is the source of this 1173-nucleotide messenger RNA. NCBI's taxonomy places the organism in Eukaryota, Metazoa, Chordata, Mammalia, Primates, Cheirogaleidae. The record is from RefSeq and is a predicted model, not a curated record.